AGGAAAAAGAGUAGUCAGUACACUUUCAGCGUGUAGAAAUUACAGACUCAGGUCAUCAGUAGUAAACGUAAGGCUUGUACAAUCGUAGAAAUACCGUGGAGUGGAACUGGGAAACGACCAUGCAGUUGAUGUGCAACACGCAUAACGAUCGUGUCUAUCUAUCGUUGUCGUACAUAUUAAUAUUACUUAUAAAGUUUAUUUUAUAAUUUAUUUUAAAAAUAAUUUUACAAAACUCCGAGUUUUUAUUAAAAGGAAAAAAAGGUCGUAUUGACUGAAAGUGUUAGUUUUUGAUGAAGAAAAGUUUUAAUUCUUUGCUGGAAUAAGGAAAGUCUUUUCUAAGUUAUUAUCAAAUAUAAGAUUGGUAAAAUAAGUUGUAACGAGUUUAUUUAACCAAUUGCUAAUUGAUCGAUCGUACAUAAUUACAGAGAAUUAAUUAUUAGAAAUAUGAAUUUGAAAAAAAUUUAAUUGUUAGUCAAACAACUUGAUAUAAAACUAACUUCUGAUAAAUACUGACGUCAGAGGAUAAAUUACUCUCAAUCUUAUGCAAUAUUUAAUCUUAAAUCAUACUAUACAAGGUUUAAAUUCCGUAAAUCAAAGAGGAUUUGAUGAGAUUUACAAAAAAUUGAAUAAGUAUAAGAAUUUUGUAGCUAAAAAAUUUUAAAGAAAAGAUAAAAAAAGUGGAGGAACAACGAUCACGUCAGAAAAUAUGCUUCUUGACCAUCAGACAUUUACACGAAGGUGAUCGGGACCGGUUCAUUUUGUGUGCUAUAUCAUUGGGCCUUCAGUAAGUGCAUGGGAAAUCGAGAGAAGGACGCAAUUUACCAUCAGGUAGAUUUUUUUUUCGCGAAGAAGGCUACGUAGUUCUCAGGAAAAAAUUAUUGAUCAAGUGCAAUACAGACACGUCUAGAUUCUUUAAAACAGUAUUUCAACAGUCUUAAAGAUCACAGGAAGUGUUCAAGAUACAUAAUAAAAGUGACUUUUAUUUGUUUGUUUAUUUCAUUAUACUGUAACUUUUCUAUCUACUUGAAAAAUGUAUCAACGAUCAGUGCUAAUUAAUUUACCCAAGGCUCAGUCAAUAAACAUAGAAUUCCACAAUUUAACUUAUGAAGUAAAACCUGGAAUUUGGCAGUCAAAAAAACUUUUGUUGAAAGGAAUUAGUGGUUGUUUUAAAUCAGGAGAAUUGACAGCAAUUAUGGGUCCAUCUGGAGCGGGAAAGUCUACAUUGUUGAACCUCUUAACAGGUUUUCAAUCUGGUAACAUUAAAGGAACGAUUGACUAUACCAGCGAUGAAGCUGGUAAACAAGGCUGGAGUGUUUAUAAAAAAGCUGCAUGUUAUAUUCAACAAGAUGAUCGACUAGCUUCGUUGUUUACGACGUUAGAAACAAUGACAAUAGCAGCAAAUUUAAAACUCGGAAGUUGUCUCAGUAAAAAAGCUAAAGAAAUGCUCGUUGAUGACAUUCUUGAAACUUUAGAUCUCACGAAAGCUAAGGACACACGAUGCAAUAAACUUAGUGGUGGUCAAAAAAAACGGUUGAGCAUAGCUUUAGAACUUAUUGAUAAUCCUCCUGUUAUGUUUUUGGAUGAACCAACAACUGGAUUAGAUUCUUCUUCAACUCUCCAAUGUGUUGCUAUGCUCCAUAGUCUUGCAAAAGACGGUAGAACAAUUGUUUGUACUAUUCACCAACCUAGUGCUGCAAUUUAUGAAAUGUUUGACCAUGUAUACUUACUUGCUGAUGGUCGCUGUGUAUACCAAGGAGCUCCAAUGAACACAAUCUCUUUUUUCAGUAACGUAGGUCUCCAAUGUCCUAAGUACCAUAAUCCAGCUGACUUUAUGAUCGAAGUCGUCAAUAAAGAAUAUGGUAAUUUUAAUGAACAACUAGCAAUUGCAGCAGCUGGACCACGUUCUUGGAGGUCAGCACCUGCAUUAAAACCUUCAGUCUAUGUUAGUGGAAUUAUUAAUCGAUCUGCUAAUGACAAAAAAGCAACAGUAUUAAUUAGUCCACCAUCAGAAUUUGAGAGAUUUUGGAUACUCCUCAAACGCUGUAAUAUGCAACUUUACCGUGAUUGGAGUAUGGUGUACUUGAAAUUUGCAAUUAACUUUUCCGUCGCCAUUUUAUUAGGUUUAGUUUUCAAAGAUGCAGGAUCUGAUGGCUCAAAAACUAUGAAUAAUCUUGGAUAUCUUACAAUAACUGCAGUUUAUUAUGUCUAUACUUAUACUUUACCAGCAAUCCUUAAGUACCCUUCAGAAUUACCGGUUCUGAAGAAAGAAAAAUUCAACAAUUGGUAUCAUCUUCGGACUUACUAUAUAGCAUUUCUUAUUGCAAAUAUUCCAAUUUAUAUAUUAGACCCUGCUGUCAAUACAUCAAUCGCAUAUUUAAUGACUAAUCAACCUUUAGAUUGGUAUCGAUUUUUGAUGUUUGGCCUCACUGGGAUGGUAAUUAUUCUUGUUGCUGAGAGCAUUGGAUUGCUACUAGGCACGAUGUUCAAUCCAAUAAAUGGAACUUUCAUUGGAUCAAUCAUAACAUGUGCUAUGUUACUUUUUGCGGGUUUUCUUGUUUUAUUACGACAUAUGUCAUUUGUAAUGUACUCAAUUAGUUAUCUUAGUUAUCUCAGGUAUUCAUUAGAAGCUUUAGUACAAGUAGUGUAUGGUUUCAAUCGUGAAAAGCUUCCUUGCCCAGAUAAUAUUAUUUAUUGUCAUUAUCGAAUGCCCAGCAUGAUUUUAAAUGAAUUUAACUUAACUGAAGAUCGAUUUUGGUUUGAUAUUUGUAUUUUAUUGAGUUAUUUUGUUAUCUUCAGAUUUAUUGGAUACUUUACUUUAAAAAGAAAGCUAUCAAGAGCUUGAAUUAACAUAAUGGCGUAACUUUAUUUUAAUUCUUUUCAUUUUUUGUAAAUUAACUGAAUGUCAUUUUUUUGUGAUAGCGUAAAAUACUUUCGGGCAUUCAAAACGAGUUUUCAAGGUCUAGUUCAUUUACAUUGAAUUGUAUUUAGGAAUUUUUUACAAUGAUCAAUGUCUAAAUCUCUAAAUGUAGUGAAUUGAGAGAUUAUACCAUUUUUGAUUAAUUGCUAUUCUCAAGUCUCAUCGUAAUGAUUGUAUUAAUUGUUAUGACAAUAAUAUGUUCUUAAGAACGUGACAUGCAAAAUAAAAAUCAAGAUUAAUGUUGAAAAUGAUCUGUACAUACUGAAGGAAUAAAUGUAUUGCUUUUUUUUCAUUAAAUAUAUGCCCUUUUUACUUGAUGAUAAAAUUAUGAAAUAAGAUUCUUAUGCUUAUUUGCAUGUGUUAAUUAAAUUAAUAAUUUGAAAUUAUUUUGUAUUAAUUAAGUUACUUUUCCUGCUUAUAAUAUGUAAGGAAUCUAUCUAAACGAUCUGGCUUUGGUAUUGGAGUACUCUGUAAUUCACUGUGUUAAAAAUUGAAUAUCAAUAAUUUCAUAACAUGUGAAAACGAUAUAUAAACGUAAAUUCAUAUUAAUUCUAUUUUUGAUUUCAUCGAAAAAAUUCCUAUUAUGCUGUUAACCAUUCUGCAAUCUGAUAAUCAUUUCAUUGAAGAAUCAAAAAUAUGACAUCAUACACAUUAGACGAUACCAUCUUAUGGAGAUGAGUAGAUAACAUUAUUUUCCCAGAUACUAAAUGGGUAACGAUGAGAAGAAGCAUUUAAAAAUGGAUGCUUUUUGUAGAUAAGCAUCAGUUCAGCUUUGUUUUUUACACUGUUCUAUCAUCAAUUUCUUUAUCAAGUUCAAAAAGUCGAAGUAUAAUUAAACAAAAACUGAUAAAAAAUAUUUAAUGACUGAAGAAUUAUCUUGAUAUUGAAAUUAUUAUAUAAUAUAUCUAAAGUAAAUAAAUUAUGACAGAUGAAUCUUGGCUUAUGGUAGUCAAGCAGUAUGUUGAUAACAAAAAUUAAAUUAAUUUAUCUUUAAAUACUCGAUACAAAAUCAAAUUUUUAUAACUAUCAAUGAAAUACUACACUUAUAAAUUGUCAUAAAUUUUAUGUAAUAAAUAAACAGAAAUUUAAAGACAAUCAAAUAU
This is a messenger RNA of Chelonus insularis, 4020 nucleotides long. Its product is annotated as ATP-binding cassette sub-family G member 1. The transcript is spliced from 2 exons. The record is from RefSeq and is a predicted model, not a curated record. Gene Ontology annotation, molecular function: ABC-type transporter activity; ATP binding; ATP hydrolysis activity. Lineage: Eukaryota; Metazoa; Arthropoda; Insecta; Hymenoptera; Braconidae. Gene Ontology annotation, cellular component: membrane. The coding region runs from base 1031 to 2842 and encodes 603 amino acids. Gene Ontology annotation, biological process: transmembrane transport.